Molecule: messenger RNA, 1641 nt
Organism: Yarrowia lipolytica CLIB122
Lineage: Eukaryota; Fungi; Ascomycota; Dipodascomycetes; Dipodascales
Biological process (GO): DNA recombination; mismatch repair; DNA double-strand break processing
Cellular component (GO): nucleus
Molecular function (GO): 5'-flap endonuclease activity; 5'-3' DNA exonuclease activity; DNA binding
Source: RefSeq, a predicted model, not a curated record
AUGGGAGUGUCUGGACUACUACCCCUGCUCAAGCCGAUCCAGGCGGCAGCUCACAUUUCCGAAUUCAAGGGCCAGCGACUGGCAGUGGACGGGUUUGCAUGGUUACACAAGGCCGCGUUUGGAAGCGCCGAAGACCUGGCUCUCAACAGGCCGACAGAUCGACCCCAACAGUGGGUCAUGCGCAAAGUGGAGUUUCUGAAACGGUGUGGAGUGGACGUGCUAAUUGUCUUUGAUGGAGGAGCACUGCCUUCCAAGCGUGGGACCGACGAGAAACGACACGCACUACGUGACCAGGCCCACAAGGAAGCCCUUGCAUUGAUGUCUCGAGGACGAAGAUCCGAAGCUGUCAACCUUUUCCAAAAAGCCACCAGAAUCACACAGGAAAUGGUCCACCAACUGACAGAACUGCUCAAGAGUCAACGUAUUCCUUUUGUGGUUGCACCCUACGAAGCAGACGCCCAGCUGGUGUACCUGGAGAAGGCAGGUUACGCCACAGGCAUCAUUUCGGAAGACUCAGAUCUUGUGGUCUACGGAGCACAGAUGCUGGUCACAAAGCUGGACCCGAGUGGAGGAUGCGUCACAGUUGAUGGAUCCCGAAUUUCCAGCUGCUCAGAUCUCGAACUCGGCUCUGAGGUUCCUCUUGAGUACCUGAGAUACAUGGCUAUUCUAUCUGGCUGUGACUAUUGCGAUGGAGUGCCGAACGUGGGUCCUAAACGAGCUGCUCGGUACAUUCGACGAUGGCAAACUCCCGAGGCUAUCAUUAAGGCUCUUCGUAUGGACGGAUACAACUCCUCACCCGACUUUUUAGAACGAUUCCAUGCUGCCAACUUUACAUUUCUCUACCAACGAGUCUACUGCCCCGAGGCUCGUAGGCUGGUACAUUUGAAUGAGCCUGAAGAUGAGCUGGACGAAAAGGUCGACUUUCACAUUGGCGCCGAGAUUCCACAAGGUCUGGCGCGAGCAAUAGCCACUGGACUGGUGCACCCUCGAACUCAUAAGACUUUUCCUGCCAACAAGACAGCCAAGCCUACCAAUCUACGGGGAUUCUUUGCGCCCAAAAAUGAGUACACAGGCGAUGUCAAGCGACUUCCCGAACAGCUGCGCCGCAAGAAGCCCGUUGUUCUGGUGGCAAAGCCGGUUGACCUGGCUGUGCGAACAGCUUCUGCGGAGAACAUGUUGAGUCCAACCCGAACGAAGACGUCCCCCGCGCUUACUUCCAGUCACUUUUUCUCCAUCCCUUCGAGUCCCGAUCAGGCUGAGAAGGAGAACAAGCCCUUCAACUUCAAUACCAUGUUGAGUUCAGAGCCUGACCGAAGCGACGAUGACAUUGAAGAAAGCAGCAUCGUGUUUGGCACCCCAAACAAAGACACCACGCUACCGCAGACACCUGUGACUUGUGCCAAGCGGAAGUCUACUCUGUUUGAGGAGUUUGGAUACAAUGCCUCUACGCCCAAGCGUCGAGUAGUGACUCCUACAGGCUCCUCUGGUGUUGCCAAAAAGCCCACAAUCACGCCCACAAUCACGCCCAGUUCCACACCGCAAGCGCGUCCCAAGAAGAGCGCCAUUUCUCCUCUGACCGUGCAGCGUGUUCCUGGCUCGUCUCAAAGCAAUCUCAUGAGAUUUGCUUACAAGGCCAACUAA